UCAAGGGCACUUAUUCCGCUGUUGCACAAACUCAGACGGCAGAAGUCAGGUAACAUUACAGGAGGACCAAACUGAGUAAUACACCAUGAACUAUACGUUUCUCAGGUCAACCAUACUUGUCUUCCUCUCCUCAGCAGGUCUUUGCUAUGGAGCCGGUGUGCUCACUGUCGACUUACUUAGUGAAGUAGCAGGGCAGAGUGUGACCUUCACAACAUCUGUAAAACCGGCAGCUGAACCAUUUAUGGCAUUGACUUGGAGCUUCAAUGGUACCACCAAUGUAAUAACUUCAACCAGUGUAGAUGUAGUGGGACCAGGCUAUGAGAACAGGAUCAUCCUGGAUAAAUCUACUGGAUCUUUGGUGCUUAGAAACCUGACUGAAAAGGACAGCGGAGAAUAUGACUUAAUCAUCAUCCCACAUGGAGCAGGGCAGAUUCAAGGAACUGCUAAACUGGACGUGCUGACCAAAGUGUCGAAACCCACUAUGGCCUGCCCCACAGAAAACUUAAUAGAAGGUAAAACCUCCCUGAACCUAACCUGCGAUGCUGACAGCUUUAAGUCUAGAGUGUGGAUGAAGGACGGAAAACCUCUGGUUUCUGGAGAUGGAUUCAGUUUUCACGAUGGCAACAGAGUGUUGUCCAUCAGCCCCGUGAACAGGAGAGACACGGGAGAGUUUCUUUGUAACGUUAGCAAUGAUUUCAGCUUUGACACGGCCAAAUGCAGGCUUGAAGUCUAUUAUGGACCUGACAGACCAAUAAUCGUUCAGACACCAAUAGGAGCAGAACUGGAAGAGAGUGUUGUUCUUAGCUGCUUUGCUGAUUCCCUACCUAAGGCAACUUUCCUCUGGACGUUCAAACACAUGAUGAUGCACGGGUUUGUACACUACAUUCGUGAGAUGGAAGAGAUGGACCUGGGGAGGUACACCUGCACCGCCCAUAACCCUAUCACUGGUCUGAAAGCCUCUGUGUUCCACAACCUGCAUGACUCCUCCACUCCCAUCAGUGGUUCUAUGUCCAUGUUUUGCAUUGUCCUGACCACGGUGGCACUCAUAUCGGUCUAAAGACUGUAUAUUGUCUGUGGAAAUACUAGAUGUUAUAUAACAAGCUUGCUCAUUUUGAUCUACAAUUGGAUUUACUUUAGACAAUGUGUGU
Messenger RNA from Sander lucioperca (pikeperch), 1148 nucleotides. RefSeq names its product carcinoembryonic antigen-related cell adhesion molecule 1-like. Bases 86 to 1057 code for a protein of 323 amino acids. The transcript is spliced from 5 exons. The record is from RefSeq and is a predicted model, not a curated record. Lineage: Eukaryota; Metazoa; Chordata; Actinopteri; Perciformes; Percidae.